AUGUGAUUUCGGGCGGGCCGCGGUUAUUUGUCCCCCCUCAUUUUUGUUCAGUUAGGUCCAUCCCUCUCGUCCCUUCCACGCCCGAACGACGGAAAGCGUCGUCCACCGAUCACCGCCGCAGCUCCGCCACUGUCCUCCGCCUGCUGCCUGCCUUCAUUCUUCAACCAAUCACCGUCCAUCCAAGUCUACUCUUCGUCCUCUCUCUUCCAUUGACCAUUGCUUAGUUGUGUUUCUCUGUCCAAUUUUUCUCUCAAAACAAUCUUCAAUAUAGCGGGCACGAAACUCCGCGACGGCAGCUAUUUGCAUCAGUGCUGUUCUCGUGAAAUGCAUCUGAGGCAGCCACGGCACUGGAGUGCUCCGCACCUUGCAUCGCUGUAGCAGUCAGCAGUCAGCAGUCACGAUUAACCACCUAGAUUAAGUGCUUAUAGUAAACGCACUUAUCAAUUAAGUGUUUAAGAAAUGGAAAUCAAUUUGGGGAAACUUGCAUUUGACAUUGAUUUUCACCCGUCCGAUAAUCUCGUUGCAACAGGACUCAUAGAUGGUGACCUUCACUUAUACCGUUAUAGCGCUGAUAACACUAAUAGUGAUCCUGUGAGGGUGUUAGAAGUUCAUGCCCAUACUGAGUCUUGUAGAGCUGCUCGAUUCAUCAAUGGUGGACGUGCUCUGUUGACGGGUUCUCCCGAUUUCUCAAUACUGGCUACAGAUGUGGAAACCGGAUCUACCAUUGCCCGACUUGAUAAUGCCCAUGAGGCUGCGAUCAAUAGAUUGAUAAACUUGACGGAGUCAACUGUUGCUUCUGGAGAUGAUGAUGGUUGUAUUAAGGUUUGGGAUACCAGAGAACGUUCUUGUUGCAAUUCAUUUGAAGCACAUGAGGAUUACAUUUCAGACAUAACAUUUGCAUCUGAUGCAAUGAAACUAUUGGCCACAAGUGGAGACGGGACUCUUUCAGUUUGUAAUCUUCGACGAAAUAAAGUCCAAGCCCAAUCUGAAUUUUCUGAAGACGAGCUAUUGUCUGUUGUUUUAAUGAAGAAUGGUAGGAAAGUUGUUUGCGGAUCACAAACUGGAAUCCUGUUAUUAUAUUCAUGGGGUUGCUUCAAGGAUUGCAGUGAUCGAUUUGUUGAUCUCUCUUCAAACUCUAUUGAUACCAUGUUAAAGCUUGAUGAAGAUAGGAUUAUUACUGGAUCGGAGAAUGGGAUGAUCAACUUGGUUGGAAUAUUGCCGAACAGAAUCAUUCAGCCAAUUGCCGAGCAUUCUGAAUACCCUGUUGAGCGACUUGCAUUCUCUCAUGAUAGAAAGUUUCUUGGAAGUAUUGGACAUGAUCAAAUGUUAAAGCUAUGGGACUUGGAUAAUAUACUGCAAGGUUCAAGAAGCACAGAGAGAAAUGAAAAUGGGGUGGGUGACAAUGAUGUGGAUAGUGACGACGAAGAUGAGAUGGAUGUAGAUGACAAUCCUUCUAAAUCUACUAAAGGGAAUAAGACAAAGAAUGCAAGUAAUAGGCAUACUGUAGGUGAUUCAAACAACUUCUUUGCAGAUUUAUAAGACAUUAUAUGUUUUUUGAUUUCUAGAUUUCUAGUAAUUUUGUAUUUUGAUAUGAUAAUUUUUUUAUUUUCAACUCAUGUUUGAGCGUGAUGAAAUGUUGUAAUUGUAUAAAAAAUACUUCCAAACAGCAUAGUUAUCUUCUAAGCAUACUUGUUUCUUUUUGGACUGUCCGAUCUUUGAUCUCGAUCGGACUAUCACAAAUUUUUGAACUUGUUUGUGACCGCAUGAAAUCUACUAUGGAUUCCAAUUUUA
Lathyrus oleraceus (garden pea) is the source of this 1791-nucleotide messenger RNA. Its product is annotated as WD repeat-containing protein 55. The record is from RefSeq and is a predicted model, not a curated record. Bases 460 to 1539 code for a protein of 359 amino acids. Gene Ontology annotation, molecular function: protein binding. NCBI's taxonomy places the organism in Eukaryota, Viridiplantae, Streptophyta, Magnoliopsida, Fabales, Fabaceae. The transcript is spliced from 17 exons.